AUGAUCAAGUUGCCAGCAGUGUGGCAGCCCGACCAUCCAUUGACCAAGAUGCAUGCACAGCAGCAACAUCCUCAAGUGAUGUUUACAUACUUUCAAAAACAACCAACAAGUAACUCCUUUGGCAACAGUGUAGUCCAAUCAACCAAUUGCUACAUCAUUCCAUUCUUGAUCACUGGUCAUCAUUACAACGUCCUCAUUGGACAUCAACAAUCCAAGGCUGUUUUCCACAUUUCAAAUGUUGAGCAUCAGUCAACAACUACAUCAGUGGACUUCAAUCUGAGACCUUUAUUCUCAGUUUUCCGU
Molecule: messenger RNA, 303 nt
Organism: Acytostelium subglobosum LB1
Lineage: Eukaryota; Evosea; Eumycetozoa; Acytosteliales; Acytosteliaceae
Exons: 1
Source: RefSeq, a predicted model, not a curated record